This is a messenger RNA of Drosophila virilis, 483 nucleotides long. It is a transcript of the gene Hyls1, whose product is annotated as Hyls1 centriolar and ciliogenesis associated. NCBI's taxonomy places the organism in Eukaryota, Metazoa, Arthropoda, Insecta, Diptera, Drosophilidae. The record is from RefSeq and is a predicted model, not a curated record. Gene Ontology annotation, cellular component: non-motile cilium; centriole. Gene Ontology annotation, biological process: cilium assembly.
AUGGGCGACAGGGAAAAAGAGAAUGUACCUCAACAGAUUGAUAAAGACAAAACUAAGCAGCAAGCCUCGGAUGAUGACAAGGAACGCCUCAACAGUGGAAAAGCCGCAACGGACAACAAUUUGAAGCUGGCAACCUUGUUUCGGGAAAAACUUUUGUUAGACGAAUCAAAAGAGCCGUCCAAUUCCAGCAACUGUGCACGUCGCAGUCGCAGCAAAACAAGGAAUGGACCAUCCAGAAUCGAGGCUUGUCCCAACCAGGACACACGGAUCCCACGUCAGUCUAAAUUGCGUAAAUCUCGACCGCGCAGUAAUAGCCGUCUUUCAGCACAGGUUUGCAAUCAGGCUAAGCACAAGCGAAGCGAUCCUGUGGCCUUGUACCAGUACUAUCAGAACGAAUGGAGCCAUUUCCGUGACCAAAUUCCAGGCGAAAACUCCCAUACAGACCUACGCUGGGAAAUACGUCACAAGCUUAUUCCCAAGUAA